Messenger RNA from Lentinula edodes (shiitake mushroom), 2447 nucleotides. RefSeq lists its product as uncharacterized. Gene Ontology annotation, cellular component: nucleus. The record is from RefSeq and is a predicted model, not a curated record. Bases 173 to 2254 code for a protein of 693 amino acids. NCBI's taxonomy places the organism in Eukaryota, Fungi, Basidiomycota, Agaricomycetes, Agaricales, Omphalotaceae. The transcript has 16 exons. Gene Ontology annotation, biological process: regulation of DNA-templated transcription; DNA-templated transcription. Gene Ontology annotation, molecular function: DNA-binding transcription factor activity, RNA polymerase II-specific; DNA binding; zinc ion binding.
UAUAAAGGCAAACUUGAACUUCCUUCAAGGUUCUGUCCGUGUCUCUUUCGCUAGUACUUUGCUCGUAAUUUCCAUCUUCUGCCAAAGGAUCCAACUUGAACGGAUUAUAUCCCAUUUCCUCUGAUAUUGCCAUUUAUUUCAACUAAUCGAUAGCAUUUCGCCACACUUCCUUAUGCCCAAGGUUGCAACGAGCUCACAAGGCAGACCAGCUCUUCGUAGAAACCAGGCAUGUCGCUCCUGUCGUAAAAGGAAACUCAAAUGUGAUGCCGCACGUCCUCACUGUGGUACUUGCGUUAAACAAUGGCAGGCCCUAAUAUCUGUGCCAGCCCCAGUUGGCUAUGCACAUCCUACCGAACCCCAAUGUUCCUAUGAUCCGGUCGAAGGUCUAACCUUAGCUCCGGAGACCGACCCGUUAGAGAAGAUUAGACAGUUGGAGGAACAGAUCAGUUCCUUGAAGAGCAAGCUAUACGAAAAGGACGCCAACGCCCGAUCCACUUCUCCGACUCAACCUAGCACCACAGCUUCUGUUCCCUCACAAAGCCCUUCUCCAAAAGGAAUAUCACUACCUCAUGCCGCUUUAUCAAUAGCGGACCCAUCAUAUCGCGCUGAAAGCUCAAGCCCUGACAUUGGUGCAAAUGGUGACCCCUUCAUGGAACUAUUGUUUAUUGGAUGGAACCCCGACCUGCCUGAUCCCGCAACGCUCAAUCAUUAUAUAGAUGUAUUCUUCAGAUGCGAUCCAUGUGGUUCUAGAGUUCUCCACCGACCUUCUUUCCUUGCCUCAAUGCAUUUGUCACCCAAAGAUCCGGGCUUCCCUCAUUCAGCCAUCCUUCACGCUAUUUGUGCCUCCGCAUCACGGUGGUCACCACAUAAUAUUGUCAUUCUACCUGAUGGUACCCGCCGCGACACUUUCGGAGACUGGCAUGCCUCAAAGACGCGCCACUAUAUCGAUAAGUGUAUGAGCACCGGUGAAGAUAUAUUUUCCGUCAUGCAAGCAUGUAUAUUGCUUUCCUGGUACUUUUAUCAAGAGGGUCGCUGGGUUGAAGUCUGGAUUUUUGCCGCCUUUCAAACGCGGGUUAGUGUGCCUCUCCGUCUCAAUUAUCCCGGGACAUUUUCUACUCAUGGUAAUACAUCUCCUGGGGCAUAUCUUGCCCCGCCGAAAGAUCUUCGCGAUCUCGAGUCACGACGCCGCACCUGGUGGAUGACCAUUCUUUUCGAUCGAAUAGCAUCCGUUGGAGGCUGGAUCCACUCUGUUGACGAACGCGAUAUAGGAACCGAACUCCCUUUGCGCAAUGAAGACUUUGCAUCCGAGAAUCCAAUGCCAAGCAAUCCUCAAGAUAUCGCGACGCCUGACGUUUUUGUCCGCCACCCUCCUCAAUAUACCGAUUCUUUCGUCCUCCUUGUCAAAGCAGUCAUGCUUUUCGGUAGAGUCACUGACUUUAAUGUCCGCGGCAGCCUUCGCGCGCCAACCGCGCCGAGUAAGAAUCAAAACCCUUUCUAUCUUGAAGGUUUCGAGGCCCUCGAUAACCUCGUUUCGCGUGAAUUUUUGGAUAGCCUGCCGCACAUUUUCAAAAAUAACAAUGGUGUCACGGAUGUGCCCGAUGGCAGUAACCUUGAUACCGACCUUUACAUGGUGCACAUCAUUCCCCAUGCUGCCGUGAUCACACUACACAAUCCAUACGUGAACUUUAAUGACCCAGAUAAUGUUUCUACUGCUCGUUGCAUUCAUUCCGCAAGAUGUAUAUUGGCGGCAUAUUACAUGUUAACGGCCACAUCAUUGGAUAUCACGAGGUUACAUCCUUUUGUCACUAUCUGCUGGUAUCUAGCCGCUGUCGUACAAGUCCAGCUAUGCAAAUAUUUCAUUGAGGUCGGAGAUAGUGACAGAGAAUCCACUGUAUGGGGCGAGAUCAACGUCUUGAGGUUUGCUAUGUUAGCUUAUGGCGAAAAAUCGCCAAUUGGAACUCGACAGGAACGACUUCUCCAAGGACUUAUGCGAGAAAUCGUCAGGAUGACGGCCCACAAACAACCACUAGAGGUGGGUGCACCGUUGUAUCCAUUUUCGUCGUCGUCAUUGUGGAGGAAGGGAAAUUCCAACGUCCCGGAAGAUGGCACCGCUGGACUUCCUAUGCCUGCCAAUACGAUUUUCGAUGAAGACGGUCACUCAAGGUCAACUCCUCCUGAAUUUCACUCUGCACCUGGAUGGUUUUCCGCAAGUGCGAUAGGCACAAGCCACCACAGUCAUGAUUCAUCUUACUGAAUAAUGUUCCCCGCAAUUUUAUUCUGUAUUAUAUCCAAAAGCUUUCGAAAUUUCUUUCCGCCGACAUACCUUAUUUUCCUUGCUGCCUUCGUACUUUUUUUGGUACCUUUUGUGUACUUACAGACAGUUCCGUUCCAUGGUUUACGGGCAUCAAUGUAAUGUUUCCGCCUAUUGUUGACAAUAUAAAUCACUU